AUGGACUAUCUCCGCUACCAUUUCGCCGGCUCCCCAUACCACGUCGUCGCCGUUAGCGAGUCCUGGCUUCACACUGAAGUCUCUGACUCUUCAGUUGCUUUACCCGGUGUCUCCAUCCUUCGAAAUGAUCGCGCUGGUAGAGUGGGCGGUGGGGUUGCUCUGUACCUCCGUGACCCACUGCGUGGACGUAUCCUCGCGGCAUCUCCGCCUCCUUACUCUGCUCUCCCUGAGUACCUCGUGGCCAAAGUCAAGGCUCCUGGCCUGUCCCCACUUCUGGUCUCGUCACACGCGCUUCACCUGGUGCCCUUCAUGGCCACUCAUCACACAUCCACCGCUGACUCUCUUCUGGAUCUCUGUCUCGUUAGUGACCCUGACGCUGUCGCUGACUUUGGACAAUCGGAGACCCCCUUCAUUGCUGGGCACGACCUAAUUUACGUGACCCUUGCAAUGCCCGCUCCCUCGAACCAGCGGCUUAUCACCUCGCGCUCCUAUCGUAACUUCUCAACUGAGGAGUUCGCCCGCUCCCUUGACUCUAUGAAUUGGGACUGCUUCUUUCCACCUGCCUCCGCUGAUGAGCUGCUACAGCGUCUCCAGGGCAAUCUCACCACCGCCUUGGACCUACUGGCACCCACCCGCACAUUUCUCUCCAAGCGUCGCGCCCCGCCCUGGAUCACUCCUGACCUGCGGGCCCUUGAGCGAGAGAUGGAUGCUCUCUACCGACGGCGCAUCUCUGCGGCCCGCACCGCUUUCUAUGCCGACCGGUUGUCUAAUGCCUCCGGCUCCCGGGCCCUCUGGAAUGAGCUUCGAUCCCUCGGGCUGGCCUCCUCCCAGAUUAGUGACUGUGCCGGGUUCUCUCUAGAAGAACUAAAUAUCCAUUUCGCGGCGGUCUCCUGCCGUCCUGGAGCAUCUCGGGAGGUCGAGGAGUUCUUUCACGGCCUACCCCCGCCUAGUUAUGAUGACACUUUAUUCUACUUUGCCGACGUGUCUCCGGCUGCCCUUCACAGUGCGAUCUUUCACUUCUCGUCUCAAUCCCGGGGGGUUGAUGACCUCUCACUCCGCAACAUUAAGGACGCCCUUCCGGCCAUUUUUCCAUUCCUGCUGCUUCUCGUCAACCAGUCGCUCAACUCCGGUGUUUUCCCGGCGUCUUGGAAGAAGGCCCGUAUCAUCCCGUUGGCUAAGGUCAAGUCUCCCACCUCUCUCCAGCAGAUGCGUCCCAUCGCGAAUUUAUGCCUCUUGUCUAAGGUGCUUGAGCGCGUCGUGCUCCUUCAGAUGCUGACUUAUCUGGAGAGCCGCUCUCUGCUCGUCUUUCGACAGUGCGACUUCCGCCCGGGCCUUAGCACGCAAACUGUCCUUCUCAAGCUUGCGGACGAUGUGCGUCGCGGCGUCAACGACCGCCUGGUCACAAUCGUCGUAUUGUUCGAUUUCAGCAAGACGUUCGACUCCAUCCCUCACGCCUUGCUUCUCGCCAAGCUCCGGGCGCUCGGCUUGUCACAGCACGCCUUGACCUGGACAUUCAGUUACCUCCGAGGCCACUCGCAGGCAGUGGUUGGCCCCUCUGGGGAACUUUCCUCCUGGGCAUCACUUGAUCAAGGAGUCCCCCAGGGCUCCGUUCUGGGUCCCCUGCACUUCGUUGCUUUCAUCAACGACAUCGCACGCGCUCUUCGUCACACCGAACACCUGUUAUAUGCCGACGACCUACAAGUUUACCUGCAGUGCCCUGCAGCUGAGGUUCCGGAGGCCAUAGCACGCUUAAAUCUCGACGUUGCAGCGGUCCAGGAGUGGUCUCGUGCUAACUCCCUCUUUCUCAACGCCUCCAAGACCCAGGCCAUCAUUCUCGGUAGCUCCUCGUUUGUCACUAGACUGAACGCUACGCCUCUUCCGCCGGUGGUAGUUAAUGGAGUUCCUGUCCCCUUUUCCCGCACUGUGCGGAACUUGGGGUUCAUUUUCGACGGCUCGCUCUCCUGGACUCCCCACGUAGAUGCUGUGUCUGGGCGAGUGCACUUCGCUCUCCGCCAGCCUUCUGCCUCCCGUAAACUGUUCACUUUCUCCUUGCGCAACUACCUCGUAACGGCCCUGGUCUUCCCGCUCCUGGAUUACUGCUCAGUAGUCUUUAAUGAUAUUUCUGGCGUACUCAACACCCGCCUGCAACGUCUACUCAACAGUUGUAUCCGCUUUGUUUGCGGGGCUGCUAGAGAUGAGCACAUCACUCCUCACCGUCGCGCUCUGGGUUGGCUCUCUGUGCGUGAUCGGAGACUAUACUUUGUGGUAGCCUGCUCUUCGGCGUCCUACACACCGACGCGCCAGACUAUUUGCAUGUCCUCUUUGUCGUUUACCCUGCCAGCGCACCUGAAUCCAGCAGGCUCGUGA
Neodiprion fabricii is the source of this 2367-nucleotide messenger RNA. RefSeq lists its product as uncharacterized. Lineage: Eukaryota; Metazoa; Arthropoda; Insecta; Hymenoptera; Diprionidae. The record is from RefSeq and is a predicted model, not a curated record. The transcript has 3 exons. The coding region runs from base 1 to 2367 and encodes 788 amino acids.